Scheffersomyces amazonensis is the source of this 2661-nucleotide messenger RNA. RefSeq names its product Zn(II)2Cys6 transcription factor. NCBI's taxonomy places the organism in Eukaryota, Fungi, Ascomycota, Pichiomycetes, Serinales, Debaryomycetaceae. Gene Ontology annotation, cellular component: nucleus. The transcript has a single exon. The record is from RefSeq and is a predicted model, not a curated record. Gene Ontology annotation, biological process: positive regulation of transcription by RNA polymerase II. The coding region runs from base 117 to 2495 and encodes 792 amino acids. Gene Ontology annotation, molecular function: zinc ion binding; DNA-binding transcription factor activity, RNA polymerase II-specific; transcription cis-regulatory region binding.
UUUAUUAUAACUAUAGUUCUGUGCCUUACUAGUUAACUAUUUCUAUAUCUAUUUUUAUAACUACUACCACGACGAUUCCUCCUACUCCCCAACAAAAUAAUACCUCGAACAAAAAGAUGGAUUCUCGUUCAUCAAAUAUAACUCCUGAGAGUAUAGGUUCACCAUUAUCAAGUUUUUAUUAUCCUCAUUUAUCACCUUAUUCAACCACUAGUGAUACUAGUGCAAACAGUAUAUUUUCAGUUCCAUCUCCUAAUGGUCUUCAUCUAACUCCUGAAGAAGAACAAUUAUUACUACAAACGGCUCAACUCCACUAUAAUAAUGAUAAUGAUAAUGAUAAUCUUAAUGCUAUUGCAAAUGAAAAUUUUAACUUUAACUUACCCUUACCUCCUGCUCCUGUCUCCUUACCAUCUUCUGUGAUACCUGAAUCUCAACCUCAACCUCAACCUCAACCCGAAAUUCAAUCUCGUAAGUCUACCCUGCCAAGAAAAGCUAAAAAGGAAACUUCUAAACGUAAACCUAAAAUCACUCCUAAAGCUGAACCUGGUACAUCUAGUAAGAGAAAGAAGUCAAUACUUGGAUCUUCAACAACUAAUGAAAAAUCUUCAAGAUCAAGAUUUGGUUGUGAAGAAUGUAAAUCAAAAAGAAUUAAAUGUGAUGAAACAAAACCAAGAUGUUCAAGAUGUAAAUCAAGAGGUAUAAAAUGUAACUAUAAAAUUAUUCUUAAAUUUAGAGAAGAUCUUGAACAUCAAGGUAAAAAAUUCGGUAGAGAAGGAGUUUGGUUUAAACAAAAGGAAAAUGCUAAUAAUGCUCAAUCAUCAACUGAUUUAAUAUUAAAAUCAAAAUCAUCUUAUUAUAAGAAUAUUAAAAAUAUAAAUCGGUUAAAAUUUAUUAAUUUCUUUUAUCAAGAUCUUGUUAGAAAUAAGAAUUAUUAUGCAACUUAUAGAUUGACAUGUUCUUUACAAUCAUCAAUUAUUCCUGUUGAUAUUCUUAAUUCUAAUUUAAUUAGUGAAGAUCCUUCAAGUUUAAAUUUUGCUUUAACUUAUUACAUUAACUUUAUUUCUCCAAUCUUAAAUCCAGUUGGAAAUCAAACAAAAUAUUUUAAUUUAACUUCAAAAAGUUCCAAUAAAUAUAUUAUGGUUCAAAAGGGUCUUGAUUUAUCAUCAUUGGUUCAAUAUUCUCAAAAUAAUAAUAACCUUUUUUAUUUAAUAUUAUCUCUUGGUUCAAUUUAUUUAUCAAAAUUAAAUGGAAGUAAUAUUGAACAAGAUUGGUUUGGUAAAUCAAAAAUAUUUCAAGAAUUAGGUAUAAAUAAAAUAAAGCAUGAUUUAGAUAAUUUAUUCCUUCAUGAAGAUUCUCCUAAAAUUCCUGAAAAAAUCUUUAAAACUGAUGUUUUACUUUCUUUGACAUUACUUAUCCUUUAUGAAUUAGCUAAUGAUUGUAAUCCUCAAUGGACAGUAUAUUUAAAGAUGUGUAAGAAAAUCUUACAUUCUACUAAAUUUAAUUUACCAAAGGAUUCUCUUGAAUAUUCCCUUUUAAAAUUCGCAUUAGAAUUUUUAGAUUAUCAAGAAUCAAUUGGUAGAACUGCUUGUAAAGAUGAAAAUUCAUUUUUCUUAGCUUUUGAAGAAGAAGCAGAGAAAGAACAUUCUCCUGAAGUUGAAUUUUCAAAUCAAAUAAUUAAAAAUUCAGAAUCUCCAAAUAUAUUAGAAGAAAAACCAAUAGAACAUAUAACUUUAGUAUCUUGGAUGGGAUGUGAUAAGAGAUUAAUGCAAGUUAUUUCAGAUAUAACUGAUUUAUCCUUUGAAAGGUAUAAUGCCCAUAUGUCUGAAAUUAAUUAUUUAUUGUUAUGUCAAGAUAUGCGUCAAAGAUUAGAUAAUAUGAGUCUUAAUAUGAUGGAUUCACUCUUAUUUGAUAAAUCGUCAUAUUCUAAAUCAAGUUCAAUAUCAACUGAACCUGCUACUCCACAUGAAGCUGAAAUGUGUUUAAUUGAAUCUGAAAUGGAAGUUGAAGAAUUUUGUUUCUUAUUAUCUUGUGAGAUCAAGAGAUUAGCUACCAUUAUUUAUUUGGAGAGUUGUCUCUUAAAUAAAGGUCCAGAAGAUGAAUUGAUUCAAAGAUUGGUGAGGCAAAUAUUUACUUUAUUGGAAUUUAUUGUCAUCAAAAAUGAUUUCAAAUGGUAUUCUACUUUAAUCUGGUCUGUAUUUAUUGCAUCUUCAGAAAUAAGUUCUCUUGGUGAAGAAUCAGAAGAAUUAAGAUAUUUAACUUUACAAAUUUUAGAUUUAUUAGAAUCUAAUACUUUGGGUAAUAUUGGAAGAACCAGAAAAAUCAUUAUGGAUAUUUGGAAGAGAAGAGAUUUAGAUCAUAGUGAUGAAAAUAGUUUUGGAUACGUCAGAAAAUCUAUUGAAGAUAAUGGAUCUGUUGCUAAACCAGGAUUAUAUUUGGGAUUCCAAAAUGAUUGGGAAAAAUAUGUAGUCGAUGAAGACUAUGCUAUCUCUUUGGCUUGAGGGGAGUUUUUAAUGGGGAUUGAGCCCUAAUUUAAUGUUAUAAUGAAUAUUUUUAUUUCACUUCUACAAAUUUAUCUAUCGCUUUAUGAACAAAAAUAUGUGUUGACUAACCAAAAAAGUAUCCAAGACAAGAAAAAUAUAGAUAGUGAAAGUGUUGGUAGAAUAU